Enterobius vermicularis (human pinworm) is the source of this 675-nucleotide messenger RNA. Lineage: Eukaryota; Metazoa; Nematoda; Chromadorea; Rhabditida; Oxyuridae. The record is from the annotation of a GenBank genome assembly.
UCUGGAUUUAGAAAAAGUCAGGAAUGCUAUACAACAGCUGGUGGUUUUAUGGAAGACGAUGAUGAAGAAGAAGAAAGAAGAGAACGUAUUGCAGAGUACAAGAAACAACGCGCAGAUGCUGAAGCCGCUGCUGCACUUUUGGAAGCUCCAGAUGAUUGCAAAGCUUGUAAAAAGCCACUCCUUGAUUCGUAUUUGUGGGAGAGAUUUAACUAUCCUGUUUGUGACGCAUGCAGAGAUGACAAGGGAGCUCAUAAGUUAAUUGCGCGAACGGAAGCUAAAGAGAAAUAUAUGUUGAAAGAUUGUGAUUUGGACCUUCGCAAACCUGUAUUACGCUAUAUAUCGAAGAAGAAUCCUCACAAUCCGCGGUAUGGAGAGAUGAAGCUUUAUUUGAAAGCUCAGCUGGAAGAAAGGUGUUUGGAACUUUAUGAAUCUUGGGAAAAUUUUGAAGCUGUGAAGAAAUCGAAGGCUGCACAAAAGGAGGAAUUAGCAGAGAAGCGGUUUGAGAAGAAAAUCAAAGUGAUGCGUGCACAGGUGCGCGGAACGAUGGGUCAGAAAGCAGAGCGGUCGAAAUUACAUGUCCACAAGUUUGGUGAUGAGUCUUAUGACAAGAAAAGGGACGAGUAUAAGAAGACUUGUAAAGACUGUGGAUAUGAAAUGUUUUACGAGAAAAUGUAG